AUGGCGAAGGACGUUGAGUACGCUGAGCCCGCGGCGGCAGAGUUCUCGGCGAAGGACUAUCACGAUCCGCCGCCGGCGCCGCUUUUCGACUUGGACGAGCUGACCAAGUGGUCGUUCUACAGGGCGCUCAUCGCCGAGUUCAUCGCCACGCUCCUCUUCCUCUACGUCACCGUCCUCACCGUCAUCGGCUACAGCCACCAGACGGACACCGCCCACGGCGGCGACCAGUGCGGCGGCGUCGGAAUCCUCGGCAUCGCCUGGGCCUUCGGCGGCAUGAUUUUCAUCCUUGUUUACUGCACCGCCGGCAUCUCCGGAGGGCACAUAAACCCGGCGGUGACGUUUGGGCUAUUUUUGGGCCGUAAAGUGUCUUUGAUAAGGGCCGUGAUGUACAUGGUGGCCCAGUGCCUGGGGGCAAUAUGCGGUGUGGGCUUCGUGAAGGCCUUCCAGAAGACGUACUACAAUAGGUACGGUGGUGGGGCCAACGUGGUGGCCCAUGGGUACAACAAGGGCGUGGGGUUGGGUGCUGAGAUUGUAGGUACAUUUGUGUUGGUGUACACUGUUUUCUCUGCAACUGACCCCAAGAGAAGUGCUAGAGACUCCCAUGUCCCUGUGUUGGCCCCACUUCCGAUUGGGUUUGCGGUGUUCAUGGUCCACCUGGCGACCAUCCCCAUAACCGGCACCGGUAUAAACCCUGCUCGGAGCUUCGGCGCCGCAGUGAUCUACAACAAGGACAAGGCCUGGGACGACCACUGGAUCUUCUGGGUCGGCCCCUUUGUCGGAGCAGCCAUCGCCGCCUUCUACCACCAGUACAUCCUCAGGGCAGCCGCCAUUAAAGCCCUCGGAUCUUUCCGAAGCAAUGCCUGA
This is a messenger RNA of Striga hermonthica, 864 nucleotides long. The record is from the annotation of a GenBank genome assembly. Lineage: Eukaryota; Viridiplantae; Streptophyta; Magnoliopsida; Lamiales; Orobanchaceae.